AUAAAUACACACCUUUUGAUACUUCAUCCUUGUCGUGCCGUCACCAUGACCACCGAAGCGCUGGGCGUUAAAUUAAAUAAGAUAAAGUUAGAUUUGUUUGCUGGAGCUCAUCUGAAACCAGAGUUUCUUAAACUCAACCCACAACAUACAAUACCCACAUUGGUGGAUAACGGUUUCUCUAUUUGGGAAUCACGUGCUAUAAAUAUCUAUUUAGUCGAAAAAUACGGUAAAAAUGAUUCGUUAUAUCCGAAAUGCCCGAAGAAGCGCGCCCUCAUCAACCAACGUCUGUUCUUUGACGCCGGCACAUUGUACCAGGCGUUUUAUGAUGCCUAUGUAUUCAAAUAUGUGUUCAAAAAGCCUAUAGAUGCCGAAAAGAUCAAGAAAAUUGAUACAGCUUUUGAGUUCUUGAACACUUUCUUGGAAGGGCAUACUUAUGCUGCCGGAGAUACUUUGACUCUCGCUGAUCUCUCCUUGUUGGCCACAGUGUCAUCUUAUGACGUCGCCAAAUACGAUUUCAGUAAAUAUGCCAAUGUGGCCAGAUGGUACGAGAAUUUGAAGAAGACUGCACCAGGUUGGGAAGAAAACUGGGCGGGCUGUAUAGAAUAUGGGAAAUUACUGAACUGAUAUAUUUACAAUAUGUAAUGCAAAUGAAUAUUGUUAACAACUAUAUAUAUAUAUAUAUACUUAUAUACCACAUAUAAUAUGAGAAAGAAGCUGAUAAAUGUAAGCGGAAACAGUUGAUAUUCGUAAAUCAGUAAUGCGGUCUCAAAACAUUUAUUGA
This is a messenger RNA of Bactrocera latifrons, 781 nucleotides long. Its product is annotated as glutathione S-transferase D1-like. The record is from RefSeq and is a predicted model, not a curated record. Gene Ontology annotation, biological process: glutathione metabolic process. Gene Ontology annotation, molecular function: glutathione transferase activity. The coding region runs from base 46 to 624 and encodes 192 amino acids. The transcript has 2 exons. NCBI's taxonomy places the organism in Eukaryota, Metazoa, Arthropoda, Insecta, Diptera, Tephritidae.